GAGAUGACCCAUUUACAAGCUGGGCUUAGCCCAGAAACUAUAGAAAAAGCCCGCCUGGAACUGAAUGAGAACCCAGACAUUUUGCACCAGGACAUCCAGCAGGUCAGGGACAUGAUCAUCACCAGGCCUGACAUUGGGUUUUUACGUACGGAUGAUGCCUUCAUCUUGAGAUUUCUCCGAGCCAGAAAGUUUCACCAAACGGAGGCCUUCAGACUGCUGGCUCAGUACUUCCAGUACCGCCAGUUAAACCUGGAUAUGUUCAAAAACUUCAAGGCAGACGACCCAGGAAUCAAACGGGCUCUGACCGAUGGCUUCCCGGGCGUGCUGGAAAAUCGCGACCACUGCGGCAGGAAGAUCCUUCUGCUUUUUGCAGCCAACUGGGACCAGAGUAGGAACUCCUUCAUCGAUAUCCUUCGGGCUAUCCUACUCUCCUUGGAGGUGCUCAUUGAAGAUCAGGAGCUUCAGAUAAAUGGCUUCAUUCUAAUUAUAGAUUGGAGCAACUUCUCCUUCAAGCAAGCCUCCAAGCUUACACCAUCUAUCCUCAAACUGGCCAUUGAAGGGUUGCAGGACAGCUUCCCUGCCCGUUUUGGAGGAGUCCAUUUUGUCAACCAGCCCUGGUACAUCCAUGCCCUGUACACCCUAAUCAAACCUUUCCUCAAAGACAAGACAAGGAAAAGGAUCUUUCUCCAUGGGAACAACCUGAACAGCCUUCACCAGCUCAUACACCCUGAAUGCCUGCCCUCUGAAUUUGGGGGGACUCUCCCUCCCUACGACAUGGGGACGUGGGCUAGGACGUUGCUGGGUCCCGACUACAGCGAUGAGAACGAGUACACCCACACCUCCUACAACGCCAUGCACGUCAAGCAUGCUGCCUCCAACCUGGAGAGGGAGGCCUCCCCCAAGCCCAUGAAAAGGUCCCAGUCUGUGGUGGAAGCCGGCACGCUGAAACACGAAGACCCUGGGGAAAAUGAAAACACCCAACCCCUGCUGGCUCUGGACUGA
Molecule: messenger RNA, 1002 nt
Organism: Indicator indicator
Lineage: Eukaryota; Metazoa; Chordata; Aves; Piciformes; Indicatoridae
Gene: CLVS1
Product: clavesin 1
Exons: 5
Coding region: 4-1002 (332 amino acids)
Cellular component (GO): membrane
Molecular function (GO): phosphatidylinositol bisphosphate binding
Source: RefSeq, a predicted model, not a curated record